Camellia sinensis is the source of this 802-nucleotide messenger RNA. NCBI's taxonomy places the organism in Eukaryota, Viridiplantae, Streptophyta, Magnoliopsida, Ericales, Theaceae. The record is from RefSeq and is a predicted model, not a curated record.
ACACCGAUUCGGAGCCAAGAUCCAGAACAACUCCGAGCCAAGAUCGAAGAUCUCAACUCCAAAGUCUCCUUCCUCAGAUUUUGGACUCCCUUCGAUGAUUACCACCAUCGCUCUACUCCUUGCUUCUCCGACAUCGUUGUAGUCGCUUCCGAUGAUGAUUCCGAUCAUGAUCGCCCUUUGAGUAAAGCGGGACAAGCUGAUGCUAUUGAAGUUUCACACAAGCUCCAGCAGUUGGGUUGGAUUCCUGAGCUUAUUUUGUCCAGUGAUGCAGUGCGAACAAAGGAAACACUUAAAACUAUGCAAGAACAAGUGCGAGGAUUUUUGGAAGCUGAGGUACAUUUCAUUUCAAGUUUUUAUUCAAUUGCAGCAAUGAAAGGACAGACAGCUGAGCACCUUCAACAUGCCAUCUGUAAAUUUUCAAGGGACGAGAUACUUACAGUUAUGUGUAUGGGACAUAACAGAGGAUGGGAGGAGGCAACCUCAAUGUUCUCAGGCACCUCCAUAGAGCUGAAGACUUGCAAUGCUGCUUUGCUUGAAGCUACUGGGAAAUCGUGGGAAGAGGUUUGUUAAGGUCUGGGAAAAGUUGUAGACUUCGAUGGGUGAAUUAUCUAAUGACUUAGGCCUCGUUUGGGAACAUGCUAUUUUAGUAAUUUUUUAGCUUUUUACAAAAAGAUGUGCAGAAAAGUAGAGAGGUGAUGUGACUAGUUUUAGUUGGCUUUUUGGCUAAAAUAGCCACUCCCCAAACAAGGCCUUAUUUUCGUAUUGUAGGUAUGAAACCUUGUUACUGGAAGACUUUUACAAA